Saprolegnia parasitica CBS 223.65 is the source of this 908-nucleotide messenger RNA. RefSeq lists its product as hypothetical. The transcript has 4 exons. NCBI's taxonomy places the organism in Eukaryota, Oomycota, Saprolegniomycetes, Saprolegniales, Saprolegniaceae. Bases 22 to 849 code for a protein of 275 amino acids. The record is from RefSeq and is a predicted model, not a curated record.
AGCAAUUUCGCCGGCAGCAUUAUGUGCACCGCGCUCUUUGAGCUCCAAGAGUACCAGACUGACGAUGGCCAGCGCCACGUGCGGCUCAUCGUGCUCCACAACCGCGACGAGUGGCUCACGAGGGACACGGCGCCGUGCGCGUGGUGGGCACCGCCCGAUGGCACCAUCUUUGCUCCUCGCGACCUCAUCCGCGGUGGCACCUGGAUGGGCAUUCGCAAGGAGAAUGCGAUUGUCCGCGCCGCCUUCCUCACCAACAUUCGCUACAUGCCGCCGGUGCAUGGCAAGCUCAGCCGCGGGAACGUGAUCAAGGACUUCUUGGAGGGCACGAUGAGCACGGCGAGCUACCUCAAGGAGCUCGAGGCGUCCGGGCACUUGUACCCAGGAUUCAACUUGAUUGUGUUUGACGGCGCGUCGCUCGGCCACCUCUGCAACUUUGUGCACGGCGAGUACGUCACGGAGAGUUCGCUUCUCCAGCCAAACGUCAUCUAUGGCAUGUCCAACGGCCCGUUCAGCGCGCCGUGGCCCAAGGUCGUCCAGGCGAAAGAAGCAAUGGCCGCCUGCGACCGGACGGGGCCGGCCAUGGAGAUUUGCCAUCGGUUGUUGCCCAUCAUGGCCAACACGCAUCGCAUCCAGAACGAAGACGAGCUGCCAAAGACCGGGCACACGAUCGAGAUGGAGUUCAAGCUCUCGAGUUUGUUUGUCGAAACCAAGGAGCCGCAUGUCGACUACUGCACGCGCACGAUGAUUGCUAUGGUGCUCGACUCGAACCCUGCCGAAGACUGCUGCAUCGUGGAGAAGGACUUGGCGCUCGCGACGCACACGUGGACGACCCGGUCGUUCGCGCUCUAGGACGAUCCAUCACCGCUUCGUAACGAAAUGUAGCACCUCCAAAAUGGUUUUGGGAAAAG